AUGUACACCUUCAACCACCCCUCUAGCUGGGUCCUUGGCAUAACCACCGCCGCAACCACGACACUCGCCCCGCAACACUACACCAGCUGGGAGGAAGUAAUAUGGGACUUUUCACUGGCCUCAGUCCCAGUUCUUGUCGGUCUUUGGCUUAAGCCUUCCCCCGGCACAUUCGCAGCUGGAAUGGUCUUGGCCUACUGGUUCACCUCCAUAUUCACAACCUCGUGGCUAUUUCGGUACUACGUCUUUUCAGGCAUUGUUUGGUCAUGUUAUUCUUCCUUUCACAAAUACGAGUCCCUAACCUUGGAGGAUGUCCCGCCAACCUUUGGGGGCUGGCUACAGCUCGUCUACUGGAACUUCUUGGCAGGAUGGAACAACAUGCUAGAACCACCAAAGGUCAAGCAAGAUGAGCUUCCCUAUCGAGGCAGGCUGUUUGGUCUUCCGCAAAGAGAGGGAGAUAGGCCAAAGACGAGUAGAUGGCUACCUGCAAGGCAGCUCAGCCAGAAAGGGCCACCCAGCGCGUUUUACAAGCUGAAUGACAUGGUAAAAAAGCUCCAGGCCAGAUCAUCCCGAGAUUUGAGGGUCAAGAUGUCUUUCUUGGAAGCCGGGAUUCGUGGACUAUUCAGGGACAUCGGUGAUAGAACGGCCGGGACGGUUAACACGAGAGACGAAUGGGGGGGAGAGAUCGCGCAUAUUCACGCAGCUGAUGGGUCACUGCAUGUCAACCUUCAUCCCGAGGAUGUUAGCACUGUUUUGCAGGCCGGUUGGGGGCAGCGGCAUCCUCUUGCGGGAGGAAACGACUCAAAGAUAUUCAGGUUCUGGUUUCAUGGCGUAAUGGAAAAACGACUACCAGUGCCUGUUGGAUGGACGUUGGUAUACGCCCCGAGGACGUCUGAGGAGGAGGACGUGGUGGAGGAGAUUAUGAUUGCAGCAAUAUGGUACGCGACGCAAGGAAAUGUUUACGCCAUUGGUGGUGAUGAGGAACGUAGAGUACGGAGGUGGAAUGCAAGGCCCGAGGAGUUCAAAAGAGAGGAGAGGUGGUGGGAUUGGCUGUGGAGACUUGUGCCAGCACCCCCUGAGAGGGGUUGGAAAUGCGAAUGCUGCCGGAAUUGUUCAAGAGGAUGUGCGGGCAACAAGGUGGAAGGCCAGACAACGUCGCCGCAAAGAUCCAAGGAGAAAGGAGAACAGAAAAAAGAGCCAGCGGCUGAUCCAAUGUCGCCCGACUCAGCUUCGAACCCAGAUGCAGGGAGAAGUAGGUCGAAUGUUCAUUUUUCGGUACCAGAACCACUCCCCGUGAUAUCGGACCCCGGAAUAGAGGGGCAUAGGGCCAAAGGAAGGAUGUAUCCAUUGCCGGAGUCUCCAAAACCAGACGAGAACAAAACCAAGUCCGAUCCUGGAAGAGCCACGAUAGGCAGCAAAGGGUUACAGGACAACUGGACUUGGAGCAGUGAUGUUUUUUAA
Podospora pseudocomata is the source of this 1458-nucleotide messenger RNA. RefSeq lists its product as uncharacterized. The record is from RefSeq and is a predicted model, not a curated record. Lineage: Eukaryota; Fungi; Ascomycota; Sordariomycetes; Sordariales; Podosporaceae. The coding region runs from base 1 to 1458 and encodes 485 amino acids. The transcript has a single exon.